AUGGAAAAUUGACUUGCAGAUUUAGGAUUUUCCAUCUCAAAUUAUGAAGAAGACUUCUCUAAUGGCUAUUUGCUAGGCCAAAUUUUAUACAGAUAUGAUCGCCAAGAAGAUUUUGGCCAAUUUAUCAACAAACCAAAAUUUGCUUCAAGCAAUUUAGCAAAAGUCCAGCUGUCCUUUGAAAGGCUAAGAUUAAAAUUCGAUCCACAAAGGCUUAUAAACAAGGAAUUUGGAUAUUCUAAAAAGGUGCUUAGCAACUUAUUUAAAGCUCUUCAUACUCUAGAUCCUCGCGCUCUACUAGCUGCAAAACCUAAAUCAGCAGUUUCUAUUAAAUUAAUUUCAAAAACGGAAAGGAUGGCUCAACGACUGCAAAAGUUUGAAGAAGAAAGAAUAAAACAAUCUAAACAGGCCUACGAAGACCACCAAAAGACGGAAGAAGUUAUUAAAAAAUUACAAGGAGAGGCAAGAAAAGCUCAUUUAGAUGCGAUAAAAGAAAAUAAAUUGUUUAUGCAGCAAUGGGAAGAAGAAGGGAAAAAAGAGUGAAAGAAAAAUCAGUCUAAUUUAGCUUCGAGAAAACAAAAGGAAUUUGAAUUGAAAACAAAAUUAGCACAAGACUUCAAAACUACUCAGGUCAAAUAUAUUGAUGGGAAUGCUUUGGAUGCUGAAAACAGUAUUGAUGAAUUCGAAAGAAAUAUGACAAGAUUAGGGAUUGAUCAUGUCAGCGAUGAGCCUGAAAGGAAAAAACAGAAACAAAAUUUGCAAACUGAAGCUGCUGUAACUAUGGCAAAAAUUAAGGAAAAUAAAAGCAAAAAUGUUCAGGCUGCAAAAGAGAAAGAAAUAAGGCAAAGAAAAAUCCAUGUCGAGCAGCUAAGAACUAAAAAAAUUGAUAUUUAUAGAAACCAUAUAAAAGCAAUUGUUGAAGGCUUACUCCCCCCACCCCUCCGUGAGUGAACAAAAAAAUUUUGUUCACUCAUGGAGGGGGGUUAAUUUUUUUUCUUUUUAAAAAAAAUUUUUAUAUAUAACGUUUCUAAAAAAUAUUUUUUUCGAAAUUUAAAAAAAUCCUAAUUCGUGAGAAUUGGAAAGCAAAUAUUAAUUGAAUUUAUAAAUUUAUCUUUUAAAAAGCAAUUUGUUUAAAAAUUAAACAGAAUUAGCACUAGGUUUCAUUAUGCUAAUUAUCACUUAUAUAUCAAAAUUUUUUUUCCAUAAAAAUUUUUCUAUUAAAAAAAAAUUUUUGUUCACUUACGGAGGGUGGGCUUUUGGGCAAAAAAUAGCGAUUUUUCUAAUGUUUUGUUCACUCACGGAGGGGGAGUUAGCAAAACCAAUUUAUAACAUUCUUGGAUUUGGAAUCAAAAAAGUAAAAAAAUUUUCAAAGUUUAUCAAAGAUACCCAAGAAGCAGAGAAAAAUAUCAAAGAAAUUAUGGAAAAAAGUAUGCAAAAAUGAGGACCAAUUGAAGCUCAGCGGCAAUUAGAAAUUGAAGAAAUGAAUGCAAAGAUUCUCAAAGAGCUUCCUGAGAAAAAGCUAGAAAUUAAAAGAAAAAUCAUUGAAGGAAUGAAAGCUAGCAGGGAAAAGCACCAAAAAGAAUGCGGCCCAGUCAUGAAUUUAAUUUUAGAUUUAGCAGAAGAGUCUGCGAAUUAUUUGAAAGAAAACCCAAAAAUACCUGAAAAAAUAUGAAAUGGAUGAAUGGAAAAAUUCAAAGAAGGACUUCCGCCAUGGGCUGAAGAAUCUAACUCUCUAAUAGACCAAGCUAAUAUUUCUGAAGUUGCAGAAGAAACUGAUGAAUUUGGAGAACCCAAGACUUCUGUACAAAUUGAAAAAAAAGAAUUAAAUGACUAUUUAAAUGCAGAAGGCAUAUGGGAAGCUGAAAAUGUGCCAAAUGAUGAAUACCUUGGCGAUAUUAUUGAAGUUGUAAUGGACGCUGCUUAUCCUCCAGAUCCAUUGCCUCCAUUUCCUCCUGGGCCUCAUUAUCUUCCCUACAAAAUCUGCAUAAUUGGCCCACCUUUUUCAGGUAAAAAAACUCAAUCCAAAAAACUACAGGAAUUGUUUGGGCUUAAAAUAUUUGAAAUGCAAAAGAUUAUAGAUGAUGCUGCAAAAGUGGUCCAAAGAAAAUCAGAGCCUGAGGAUCCUAAAAGACGAAAACUAGCUGAAGAAGAGCCAGAAAUUUUUAUACAGGCAGCAUUAGAAAAUAGUACAGAAACAGCAAAUGGAAGAUCAAAGUUAUUAAGAGGAAGGCUCAGAGGAGUGUUUGGUGAUGAACCAAAAUUAGAGGAAGAAGUUAAAAAGCCUGGAAAAAAAGAAGAAGUCAAGUGUCAAGGCUUUGCUAUUUUAAGCUAUCCAAGCUCAGCUGAAGAAGCAAUUGAUAUUGAAAAAGAACUAGGGGGGUUUAUUCAUCCUUCAGAACUUCCAGAGUCUGUAUCAUCUAUUAAAAAACGCGAAGCACAAAUUAUUGCAUUUCCUUCUCCAAAAGAGUAUCCUCCUCCAAAACCGUUUAGAACCGUUUUUGAUUUAGUAAUUUGGCUUGAUGUAGAAAAAAAUACUUUAAUUAGAAGAUGUGUUGAUAGAAGAGUAGACAAUAGUGGAAAUGUUUAUAAUCUAACAUAUCGUCCACCACCUGACAAUAUUCUAAAUAAAUGCAAACCAAUUGAUAAGCCUACAGAAGAAGAAUUAAAAAAGGAAAUACAAGAUUUUAAUGAAAGAAAAGAAGAGCUAUAUCGAUGUUUCAGUGAAUUUGGGGACAGAUGGGAAACUCUACUAUUUUUUGAUGCAGAUCAGCCUAUUGAGGCUGUUACUGAAAUUAUUAAAAAAAGAUUGGCUGAUAUAUCUGUAAUUAAAUCUCAGCCUAUAAACAAAGAAGAAGAUAGCACUAUUGUUUUUAAUGGGCAAACAUUACUUUUAAGCAAUGAUAGUGCAAAACUUAUAGCUGAUAAAUGGGAGACAAUGAAAUUUCAAUAUUUAAAAGAAAUCGGGUUUUCAUUGAAAUUAGUGGAUAUGCACUGAGAAAGAUAUUUGACACAUUUGCAAGAAAUGGGAAAUGAGUUUAGAGAAUUUUUAGAAAGAAAUGAUGAUAAAGAAAACAUUGUAAAAAAUUUCUUAAAUGGAUUAAACGGGAUUGUUGUCACGAAAACAGUGUUUAGCUCUUCCGAGUUAAGUCAAACUUAUGCUGAAAUAGGAGAACUGAUCGAUUUGCUAUGGGAUAUUACAGAUCAAAGGAAAAUAGAUGCAAUUUCUCAUAGAGAAGAAAUUAUGAAUGAAUCUCCCCUAAAUAAAGAAUUAACUGGGAUCAUCAAGCUUGCUAGGCAAUUACUGCAGGUUGAAAUCAAUAAAUAUUAUUCGAUAUUGAACCUGAUUCAUUUAUUUAAAGCACUUACGACCGAAACUGAAUUUUCUGAAUAUUCAACACCAAUUUUAAAAAUUAAUUGGAAUCUUGAGGUUCAAGCAGGUGAAAGUUUUCCUGCUUUGAAUCUUUUAAUAGAAACUGCUAACACGGACAAAAAUUUGCUCGCUAGCCAGGUUAAUUUUUGAUUUUUCGUAAAAAUUCAAAUUUGUUAAUGCCUGAAAUAAGCAAAAUUUAUUAGAAUUCCUUUAGAUUUCGUUAUGUAAUCAUUAAUAAAAUUAAAAUAUAUAGUUUGCACCAAAAGAUUUCGCUAACCAAGGAAGCCAAAAAUAGAAAUUUAUCUAAUGAUUUGCUCAUGAUUCAGGGGAUUAAGAAAUCAAUAGUUUCUGACCUAGCUGAAAUCGAAAGAAAUAAUGAAAUAUUUAUAUUCAGAUGCAGGCUGAUAGAAAAAUGGGCAACUAAUAGCAUCCAAAAAUAUACCGAAAAAAUCGAAGAAGCUUAUGCUGAUUUAGACAAUUGGAUUACAGAGUCUGUAAGUUUAGAAAACGAUGUAAUAAAUGAAAUAGUAAUUUUUAUUUAGGCAUCAAAAUUGAAAAAUGUAUUAGAUACUAGAAAUCCUUGCGAGGAUUUAAAAAUUCCUACCAAUCAAGAGAUAAAUAGCCAUUUUAAGCUUAACUUUUAG
Molecule: messenger RNA, 4011 nt
Organism: Blepharisma stoltei
Lineage: Eukaryota; Ciliophora; Heterotrichea; Heterotrichida; Blepharismidae
Source: the annotation of a GenBank genome assembly